This is a messenger RNA of Nelumbo nucifera (sacred lotus), 3184 nucleotides long. RefSeq names its product G-type lectin S-receptor-like serine/threonine-protein kinase At4g03230. The record is from RefSeq and is a predicted model, not a curated record. Lineage: Eukaryota; Viridiplantae; Streptophyta; Magnoliopsida; Proteales; Nelumbonaceae. Gene Ontology annotation, biological process: recognition of pollen; protein phosphorylation. Gene Ontology annotation, molecular function: ATP binding; protein serine/threonine kinase activity. Gene Ontology annotation, cellular component: plasma membrane.
AUACCUAACUUCUCCUAACCAGUCAUGAGUCAUGUUCCCAGCUAGUCAGGUUUAAUACAUAUUACGGAGGGUAGGGUAGGGUAGCAAAACUGAAAAUGUUCUCAGAUUACCUGGAUAUUUUUGUAAUGGAGAGGACAAUAAAUCAACUAGCCGACAAGCGACAAGUCAAGGGUUGGUGCCUCGGAUCACAUAUCUCCUCUGUGUUGCAGGUUGCAAGAGCAAGACGGAACUCACAUUAUUCCCCAUUUAUCAUCAAUGGAAUUCUGCACUGUGAAGCCUGAGAGGUGGAUUGAGAAGGGGUAGCUACGGCACCAACCAACUGCUGUGAUUUUCCUCUCUAUUCUGAGGCUUUAAUAAUGCAGAGAAGAAGAAUUAUGUUGGGCAGAUGGUCUGCUAGCGUCAAAUAUUCCGUAUUCUCCUGGUAUUUCUUCUUCUCUUUAUCCUUUUCUUCCCUGUUAUUUUGCGCCGCGAGAGACAGCAUAACUGCUCACCAACCCAUCCUUGACGGAGAACUAGGAGAAACUCUCGUUUCUGCCAGAGGCAGAUUCGAAUUGGGGUUUUUCACUCCUGGUAAUUCUACCAACAACCGGUACCUGGGGAUUUGGUAUCAUGGUGUGUCUCCUCAAACGCUUGUGUGGGUCGCCAACAGAGAUCGCCCAAUUCCAAAUAGAAAUGGAGUGUUUACCAUCGCCGGGGACGGAAACCUCCAGAUUUUAGAUGGUGAAAGAAAAGUAGUUUGGUCUACAAAGGUCGUAACUGUAACCACUAACACCACCGCUACGCUCUUGGAUUCUGGGAACCUUAUCCUGACGGCAGGAGGAAGAGGAGGAGGAGAGAAUGGGAAUCACAACCCGAUAUGGCAGAGCUUCGUCUAUGAUGAACGUAACCCAUCGAAUAUGUUCCUCCCAGGCAUGAAGCUGGAGGCAAAUCAGAUGCUAAGAUCAUGGAUAGAUGAGUAUGAUCCAGCACCAGGAGCAUUCACAUUUGAGCAUCAUGAUAGUGGGCUAUACCAGUUUACCAUCAAUAAUGGAUCAACCGUCUACUGGAGAAGUGGAUCGUCGGAUGGAUUAUCUUUCUUAGUAACCUACUUGCUAUCAAAUUACAGUGUCGAUGCCAUUGAUUACUCCAAUGGAAAUCUGUCGGAUCAACUCACAAGGAAAAGUAUUAACUCAUCCCAAGUCAAUAGAAGCGUAACAAAAUUCAAUUACAGGAACACGAGGCUGGUGAUUGACCCAACUGGCCGAAUCAAAUUUCUGAGGCUGAGAGGCCACGCCUGGGAAUUGUUAUGGUCGUUACCGAACGACAACUGCAACGUUCACAAAGCUUGUGGUGCCAACGCUGUUUGCAAUGCCAAUAAUACGCCGGCAUGUGAAUGUUUGCCUGGAUUCCGUGCCCAAUCGCAGGAAGAUUGGGAUUCCGGCAACUAUUCCGGUGGGUGCACGAGAGCCAUCGCAAAUAACGAGGUAUGGAAGGAAGACUUCGCCCCUUUUAAUAUAUUGAAUGUAAAGGAAGCAGAGUCGUCGCAGUUUGAAGCUAAGAAUGAGGCAGAGUGCAGACAGGAAUGCGUUAACAGAGGUUGCAAAGCUUAUUCAUUUGAAGCUUCUGAUAACCAGAGCGUAGAGCAUUAUUCUUGCUGGAUUUGGAGUCGGGACGAGAAGACUAUAAAUGGCAUUCAGGUGGAUAAUCCCAAGCACAGGAGACGGAAGAUUCACGUCCGCAGGGCACUUUCCAGUUCAGGGCCUACUGGUAAGCAAUGCAAUGAAAACUUUCACUGGGAUCCAUCAACAGCGAACUGUACUCCAGAUGCUGUCAACAAAACUGAACAAGCCCAUUCCUCCAGGAAGCCAUUGCCUACGAAAAUCAUUGUACCCAUAGCAGUUGCUUUUGGUUCCUUUUGCACUGCUUUCACUAUCUGUCGAUUAAGGAAGUGGUUGGCCAAAAGAAAAGCACGCAGGGAAAACAUUCAAAAACAUCCUGUAGCUCAUUUGGAUGAAAAUGGGGAUCAUCCUGGGGACAUCCUAGAUUUGGACAAGUUUAGAGAAGAUAAACAAAAAGGAAUAGAUGUGCCAUUUUUCAAUUUUAAAAGCAUAGCAGCUGCUACCGAGAAUUUCUCUGAUUCAAAUAAGCUUGGACAAGGAGGGUUUGGGUCUGUCUACAAGGGUCAAUUUCCGGGGGGACACAAAAUAGCUGUGAAAAGGCUUUCAAAGAGUUCUGGACAAGGUCUAAAAGAAUUCAAGAAUGAGGUUCUAUUGAUUGCCAAACUUCAACAUAGAAAUCUCGUCAGGCUUCUGGGUUAUUCCAUCAAAGGAGAUGAGAGAAUGCUGCUUUAUGAGUACAUGCCUAACAGAAGCUUGGACUGCUUUAUCUUUGAUCAAAAACGUUGCUUGUUAUUGAAUUGGGAAAAACGCUUCAAUAUCAUAAUGGGACUUGCUCGUGGACUUUUGUAUCUUCAUCACGAUUCCAGGUUGAGAAUUAUCCAUAGAGAUCUGAAAACAAGUAAUAUUCUUUUGGAUGAGGAGAUGAAUCCCAAAAUCUCAGACUUUGGCCUGGCAAGGAUUGUCGAAGGAAAUCAGACCAAAGAGAAUACCAACAGAGUAAUCGGAACAUAUGGGUAUAUGUCUCCAGAGUAUGCAUUAGAUGGGUUUUUCUCAGUUAAAUCUGAUGUCUUCAGCUUUGGGGUAGUACUCCUUGAAAUCAUCAGUGGCAUGAAGAAUACGGGUUUUUAUCAGUCAGAACAAUCUUCGACCCUUCUAGGAUACGCAUGGAGAUUAUGGAAAGAAGACAAGGCGUUGGAUUUGAUGGACAAGUCAUUACGUGAACCAUGCAAUACAUUUGAAGUUAUGAAGUGCAUCCAUGUUGCACUCUUGUGCAUACAAGAUGAUGCAGAUGAUCGCCCAACUAUGUCAAAUGUAGUUUUCUUGUUAGGCAGUGAAACUGCCAAUUUUCCAAUUCCAAAACAACCAGCUUACACUGAAUGGAGAGCUCUGUCUAUUUCAGCUACUUCAUAUAGUAGACCAGAAAUAUGUUCUGGUAAUCAGUUAACCAUCACGAUAGAAGGUCGAUAACUAGCGCGGUGGAAUUUCUUUUUAUUAACUGUAAAUUUUUUCACUAUUUUUUUUCCAGAACGGAUCAUAUAUAGCUCAUAAUUUGUGCAUUGUAUAAAUGGCCUUUUGUUUGCACAGAA